GGGUCUGGACCGACAUUCGUUUUGCCUCCCUCGAUCGAAGUGGUUUAGGACGGAUAUUUCUGUGCGUUUCGCAGCUGUUCAUUUGAUUGCCAAAUUAAAAAAAAACCGAACAAACAAAAAACCAAAAUGGCUUCCAAACUUUUCGUCUGUUUCGCUUUGCUCGCCUUGUGCGCCGUCGUUUCGGCCGAAGACCCGACGGUGAAGACCGAAGGUUCCGAACAAAGAGUGAAGAAAGCUGUCAUCAUCCCGCCCGCAGCUGACGCCACCUACCCGUACGGAUACGGAUACUCGACCCCGUACAGCUACGCCUCGUUCAACUCUUACCCCGCUUCCUACAACGGUUACUACCCUUAUUCCAGGUCGGCUUACAACUACAACGGCUACAAUGGGUAUUACCCGUACAAUGGAUACUACAACGGUUACUACAACGGAGUCAGGUCGUACUAUCCGUACGCCUACUAGACCGGCCCACGUCACCUGGACACGCACCGAACCGCAUUUAAUCUUAAGUACCCUAAGCGUCUUCAGCUUAAGAACACUCACAAACUCACAAGUGUAAAAUAUCAUGUGCUUUGGCGGCAAAUGUUCACGGUCGGAGAGCGACGCGAAGAGCAUUUAUUCGGCUCGGCCGUCAGAAAAGUGCCGCAAAAGCCAACAUAAUGUAUUUUUUUUUACCGAUUUUUCUAUUGUAAAUUCAUUUCAUUUUUUUUUUACCCCCAUUUAUUUUUUUGAUUUGUCAGCUGAAUAAAACGUUCGAACGCAUA
This is a messenger RNA of Adelges cooleyi (spruce gall adelgid), 764 nucleotides long. Its product is annotated as staphylococcal secretory antigen ssaA2-like. The transcript is spliced from 3 exons. The record is from RefSeq and is a predicted model, not a curated record. Lineage: Eukaryota; Metazoa; Arthropoda; Insecta; Hemiptera; Adelgidae. Bases 127 to 462 code for a protein of 111 amino acids.